AUGAGUGGUGCGCAUCCAUCAAUGAACGUGAUUCUCUGUGUGGUCGGGUUGGUGAACGGUGGGGCGCCGGGAGUGGGCAUGGCCGGUCGACGCGCCUCCUACGGCUAUCAGCAGACCGAGGGACUGUCGGGCGCCGAGUACCUCGCGUCCAUCUACGGCACCGAGAAGGACAAAGUGAACUGCUCCUUCUACUUCAAGAGGAGGCGCUGUGCUUCUCAGAAAUACAGGACAGUGAAUUAUGUUGCGUUAUUUGAGGUGUUUACGGAACUGGAAAGGAAGUAUGGCGAGAUCGAUGAGAUGAAUGUAUGCGAGAACAUUGGUGAGCAUAUGAUUGGGAAUGUCUACGUUAAAUUUGUGCGUGAGGAGGACGCCGAGAAAGCGGUCAAGGAUCUCGAGAAUCGUUGGUUCAAUGGGCAGCCAAUUUACGCAGAACUUUCGCCAGUAACAGAUUUCCGCGAAUCGCGUUGCCGCCAGCAUGAAGUUACCACAUGUUAUAAGGGAGGCUUCUGUAACUUCAUGCAUCUGAAAGCAAUCAGCCCAGAACUGGGUGACAGACUCUUUGGGCGCAGGUACCUUUAA
Molecule: messenger RNA, 579 nt
Organism: Gongylonema pulchrum
Lineage: Eukaryota; Metazoa; Nematoda; Chromadorea; Rhabditida; Gongylonematidae
Source: the annotation of a GenBank genome assembly